CCCCACACCCCGAGGCCGGGGGAGGGAAGGAGGGAGGGAGCCGCUGCCGCCGCCGCCGCCGCCUGUGCGAGCCGAGCCGAGCCGAGCAGAGCCGAGCCGAGCCGGCCGGGCAGCCCGAGCCCCCCGCCAAGGCUGGACCAUGCGCUAGGGCGGGAGGCUGCGCAUCGCCCCGCUGCGGAGCCGCCGCCAGCCCGAGCCCAGCCCGCUGCGGCGCCGCUGCCGCCCGCCCGUCCAUGGAGCUGGAAAACAUCGUGGCCAACACCGUCCUGCUGAAAGCCAGGGAAGGGGGUGGAGGAAAGCGCAAAGGCAAGAGCAAGAAGUGGAAGGACAUUUUGAAGUUCCCUCACAUUAGCCAGUGUGAAGAUCUCCGAAGAACAAUAGAGAGAGAUUACUACAGUUUAUGUGAAAAGCAGCCAAUCGGAAGGCUUCUCUUUCGGCAGUUCUGUGAAACUCGACCUGAGCUUGAGUGCUGCAUUAGAUUUCUUGACUCGGUGGCAGAAUAUGAAAUUGCUCCGGAUGAAACACUGGGAGAGAAAGGAAAGGAAAUCAUGAUCAAAUACCUCACCCCAGAGUCCCCAGUUUAUGUCACAGAAGUCAGCCGAGAUCUUGUCCAGCAGACAGAGGAAAAACUCGAAAUCAGCCCCUGCAAAGAGCUUUUUUCUCACUGUACAAAAUCUGUCCUUGACUACCUAAGUGGGGAGCCAUUUCAAGAAUAUCUAGACAGCAUGUACUUUGAUAGGUUUCUCCAGUGGAAGUGGUUGGAAAGGCAGCCAGUAACGAAAAACACAUUUAGACAGUACAGAGUACUAGGAAAAGGUGGUUUUGGGGAGGUGUGUGCUUGCCAAGUCCGGGCAACAGGGAAAAUGUAUGCCUGCAAGAGAUUAGAGAAGAAGAGAAUAAAGAAGAGGAAAGGCGAAUCCAUGGCACUAAAUGAAAAGCAGAUUUUAGAAAAAGUCAAUAGUCAGUUUGUAGUCAAUUUAGCCUAUGCCUAUGAAACAAAAGAUGCACUGUGUUUAGUUCUGACCAUAAUGAAUGGGGGUGACUUGAAGUUCCACAUCUACAACAUGGGAAACCCAGGCUUUGAAGAGGAAAGAGCUCUGUUUUAUGCUGCGGAGAUUCUCUGUGGCUUGGAAGAUCUACACCGAGAAAAUACUGUAUACAGAGAUUUGAAGCCAGAAAAUAUCCUAUUAGAUGAUUAUGGCCAUAUUAGAAUAUCUGAUUUGGGUCUAGCGGUUAAAAUUCCUGAGGGCGAAUCAAUCCGUGGAAGAGUAGGGACGGUAGGGUAUAUGGCCCCAGAAGUCUUGAACAAUCAGAGAUACACUCUCAGCCCUGACUACUGGGGACUCGGGUGUCUCAUUUAUGAAAUGAUUGCUGGACAAUCACCGUUUCGUGGAAGGAAAGAGAAGGUGAAGAGAGAAGAGGUGGACAGGAGAGUCCUGGAGACGGAAGAGGUUUACUCCCAUAAGUUUUCUGAGGAGGCCAAGUCUAUCUGUAAAAUGCUCUUAACCAAAGACGUGAAGCAGAGGAUGGGCUGUCAGGGAGAAGGUGCGGUGGAAGUGAAGAGACACCCGUUUUUCAAGAGUAUGAAUUUCAAACGAUUAGAAGCAGGAAUGCUGGACCCUCCCUUUGUCCCAGACCCCCGAGCAGUGUACUGCAAGGAUGUUUUAGACAUAGAGCAAUUCUCAACAGUGAAAGGAGUAAACCUGGACCAAACGGAUGAUGACUUCUAUUCUAAGUUUUCCACAGGAUCGGUAUCUAUACCAUGGCAAAAUGAGAUGAUCGAAACAGAGUGUUUUAAAGAACUAAAUGUGUUUGGACCAAAUGGCACUAUUUCACCAGACCUAAACAAAAGCUACCCCCCAGAGCCACCCAAGAAAGGAUUACUACAUAGAAUAUUUAAACGACAGCAUCAAAACAAUUCAAAGAGUUCUCCAAAUUCAAAGGCCAGUUUAAAUCACCACAUAAAUUCCAACCAUGUAAGUUCAAACUCCACCGGAAGCAGCUAGUUCCAACUCCGCUUUUUUGAAACAACAUAUUGCAUCCUUCCACUCUAAUCUAAGGAGCUUCUAAGGAUGAGAGAGCAUCCACCAUUGAAUUAAAAAAAAAAAAAAAAAAGAUCUCCCAACAGCGGAGAUUUCCUAUCCAUUCCUUCCAGUGGAGCCUCCCAUUUUAUGAAGAAAUUUCCACUCAGGUCUGUUUUUGGAGGUGGCACUCAAGAUUGUGUGAAUCAAAUCUGUCUAUUAGAACAUUGCAAUAGAAAUCCGACGAACAUGACUACUUGCACGUAUUUAAAUAGCAUCAUACUAGAACUGAAUUUUGUCUUUAUUAUUUUUAAAGAAAAGUUUUGUAAAUUUCUCUAUUGUCUCAGUUUACAUUUUGUACAUUUGUAUUUAAAUGAAAGUCGGACUUUGGGGGUGUAUAUUUUCCGAGCAGCAGCUGUAAAGCCAUGUGUUUUAAGACAUUUUUUAAAAGAAAAAAAAAUCUGACUCAAGACUUCCAGAGCCUCAAAUAAGAAAUUGUUCUUUUUAGUGAGUAUAGAAAAAUAUUCAUAUUUCACUUUAGCAAAUCGGUUUUAUUGACAUGCAGUUUUAUGGCACAAUUUAUUCUAAUUAUUUUACGUCUUAUAUAUUUGGUUUACAGCAACACUGCAUACAUUUUUCCUCUUUGUUAGUUUGUAAUGUCUCAUUAAAUGCUAAAAGUCAUGGUCAAGACUUCACCACAUCUAAGAAUACUGUUUGCUGCAUCUGAGGUUUGUAAUGUCAUGGGACCAGCACAGUUGGGAUUUGCAUUUAAUUUUGUCAUUAGGUCCUCACAAUAUUUAUUGUGUUAGAUCUCUCUUUUAGGCCCUUCUCAUUUUUUCUUUUUACUAUUGCUACUGGGAGGAAGAAAAAAUGCUAGUGAAGGGAGACAAAGAAGACAAGUUAUCAGUUCUUCAGGGAAUUAAUUUCUGCACCCACUGAAAUUAAUAGCAAAGCAAAUUGAUUUCAGUUUUGCAAGCCAAAAGUCAGAGGCUAUAUCACAGCUGAGCUCAUGUCUAAGUGAUUUACUCAAUAAUUUUGUUUGCGCUGACCAUAGAAAUCAUAAUGUCACCUUUCUGGAAAAGAGAGCCAAGUGUGACAGUGCAGAUGGGGAUCCGAACUUGUUUGGAUCCAGUAUCUCUCUUCUGGCUCGUUUCUACUUUCAAGUGGGCAGUAAUACAGUCCCUUGAUUCGUUCUGUGCUGUCGUGUUUGAAUUGGGGUGUCAAAAUGGCUCCUUUCCCAGCCUCCUCAACUAGUGCUGAACUUCAGAGUUCAACAUCCACUGUAAAACAGCAUCGUUUGCCCCGUUAACAGUUCUUCAGUUUAAUGUCUCAGGCCAUCUUUCUAUCAUCGUUGACAGCUGUCCCACUGGUAUAGAGAGGAUCAGGAAGAUUUGAAAUCAUGCUAUAUAGUAGCACAUCUGUCUUUAAAUAUGGGAUGUUAGAUAUCAAGCACUGCUUCAUCCUUUUCACCUGGUAUUGGAAAACAUUUAUCCCACUGGUGUUGACAGGGUCAACUGAGCUCAGUGUCAUGCCUUUUUUACAGGCUUGCUGAAUUCAACUAACUACUCCUUCCCCUUUAGGACAAGUAGGGAAACCCAGCAUCCAACAUGACAUGUCUAAGAAGUAUGUGUUUUGUAGUAUUCUUAUCCAGGGAAAUGGAGUAAGCAUCUUUGUACCAUGAGCACUUGUAGCUAUGGUUCCUUAGACUGUUGUGAACCCAAUUCCCAGGGUUUAUGCAGAGAGGGCAACAGAAGAUGUGCAGGGUUUUAGAGGCAAAGCCAUAAAGGAUGAGGACUCAAAAUAAUGGGCGUUCGAAACAACUUAGGGUCCAGAAGGGACAGAGAAAACAGAGUUUCUGUAAAGCAGCUGAUGGAUAAUACCGAAGGAUGAGACAGGCUUGAGCCAAGUUUAUGUACAUUUGUAAUGGGGCACUGUAUGGCACGUAGCAGAGGCACCUCACAAGGCAGCUGUUAAGACUGAUGGCUUUUCCAGCCCCUAGGAAAGAUGCAGCUGAUUGGGAUUGUGUGAAGGAUCCAGAACAUCAGUGAAGAUUUGUUUCCCCUUUUCCUUUUGAUUGGUGUCUUAGAAAGUAGAGAGGACACAGAGGAUUUUGUCCCAUGCUUUGUCAGUGCAAACACCUCCCAGUUCAGCUCUGACCACGAUGCCACUGCAGAUUUCAGCAGCGGUGAAAAAUAAUGGAAAGAAAAUGCUGCAAAUACGAAGUAAUUUCCUGCUGCCAGCUAGCUGCAACAAUUUCAGCUGUCUAGUAGUCACAGGGCACUUUGAAGUGCUGUCUGAGUGAAAGCCAGACACAAAGCCCACCGAAGGGAAUGGGAAUCUAUUCAUUGAAUUUAAUGGCUUUUGGAUCACGUCCUUAAUGUAAGGCCUAGGUACCCUGGAGCGCCUUCUCCAGGAUGUGUACCAGGGGAAGGUGGGGAUGGCAAAGAGCGGGGAUUUCACCUGGUUUUAGAAAAUAUAGGGGAGAAUUGAAGGUACAGGCUCAAAUAUCUGUGGCUAUAUUGCUGUAUUACUAACAUGUUUGAGAAGCUUUGUAUGCCAAAUUUUAAUUACUUUGCCUAAUGUUUUCCUAAGGAGACAUGUUUUAGAAGGUAGAAGCUGAUGUCCUUAGACAAGAAAUGCACCUGCUUUCUCACCUGUGCUGUACAUCAGUGCCCUCGCAAAGGGGCUACUCCUAAGCACAAAAGCUAGGCAAGAAAAUGCAGACUGGGGGACGGAGCAUGGGCAGAUGAUCUGUUUUGAGCUGUGCUACUCACUUUUGUCAUGUUCAAUAACCCUCUCUCUCUCCUUCUGAGAAACGUUGACAGUAAUGUCUACCCGCUACCCAGGAUGGGGUCUGUGAAGCUUAACUCAUAAAAGUGCAUGAAGCGUUUUGGAGCCCCAUGGAUAAAGGGCAGUAUAAAGGGGCCAAAUACAGUUUUUGCUCUAAGACCUCAAAAUGCUACAUUUUAACAAUCUGGCUCAUGAAGGCUUAAGUUUCCGUUUCGGUUUUGCCACCUGAUAGCUGGACAUUGGGUUCAAAUCAUAAUUACAACUCAUCCUCCACUACAGAGUGUUUGUUAAGGCUAAAUAUGGAGUUGACAACACUGGCUAAAAGGAACGUCGCGAGUGGCCAUAACCGUGCCAGCUGUCCUGACCGUCAGUCCAGGGACUCUCCCGACCGGGGUUUGUCUGCUUCCUCCUUAUUUUUUGUUAUGAGUCUCACAUCCCGCUUGAGACUAGGUUGAGACCACACUGCAGUUAUCUCAGCAAUGUGAUCUGAUUGAAAUUUGAAUAGAUUUAGAUGGUUGAAACUAGUGAGUCAAUUCACUGCACAACCAAACUCCCCCUAGGAGUUGGAGCCUAGCUCUCAGAAGUGAUGAAUACUCGCAGCUCCAUUUAAUGUCGGUGGGAGCUGUAGGUGUUCAGCACCUCCUAUCAUUUCUUCAUGCUGCUUUGGACGGGGCUUACAGGAGAGCGUUUGGUGUUCUGAAUCAUAAGGAAUAGCUUUGAAGCAGGUUUGCAUAUAACAAAGAAACAAAAAUGAAUAGUUUUCUAGUGCACAAUUGAUUCAUUUUCGUCUAUCAUCUUUCCAACUAGAGUGUUGUUUCUUCUAGAAAGAGCACAACAUUAGAUCUAGUUGAAUUAUGAAUUUUGAAUAGGUGACCAAGGAAAUUUUAGCUCUUUGAAAUAUUUGGAAAAGAUUUGCAAACUGAUCCUGAAUUUUUAUUUGUAAGUCUUCACCAAGCAGUCUGAAGAACAGUUUUCAGCCUAAGGAUUUUUUUUUGUAUGAAGUGUCUAGUUCAGCUGUUUGCUAUUUUAUUAUUCUUGGUGCAUGAGAGAGUCACAUGGCAUGUUCCUGUUUUUUUGUUUGGAUGGUUGAAACUUUUCAAAUGUGAAACUAAUAAAGAAUCUGUGGGAAAGGAUACUCUGCAGGGUGCCCAGCUCUCCAAAUGAGGGUGUUUGUGCAAAAUCUGCCAUUCUUCAGCGAUUGAUCUGAAGAAAAAUAGCUAUUCAUGCCAGUGAAAAAGGGCACAGAGAUAAACAAACACCCAAGAAGAGCUCAAAUGAACAUUAGUGAAUAAAACUCUUGUGGUCUUCGGCUAGCUGUCUGAACACAGAUCCUCACAAAGGUUUAUUCAGUUGCCGCUCCCAGAUUUUCAAAGAAAAUAUGCAAUGUCCUUAAGGUAUAUUUUAUGUCAUCGUAACUGGUGAUCAGCUCCACCCUUGGUGACUCUGUCCAGUAGCAUUGUAAGAAAUAUGUGGCCAAACUUUGAUGUUGCUGGUGUCUUAUAAGACCCUGAUGCUUCUUUUCUGCUGCAAGGUAUAUGUGAAAUGAACUGCACAUAACCCAGUUGGGAGCGUUUCUAAAAGCAGCUGUCAUGUUUCAGAGUCAGAUUCAUUUCGUAUCUUUACUUUCUCCACUUUUCAGUAGACAAUCCUCUAAUUCUGUAAUAGAAAUGAAACAAAAAGUAGGGGAAGGGAAAUAUGAACUCCUAAGCACAAUUUAUGAACUAGGUUAUUGUGUAUGUAACAAAGGCAGUUGCUGUUUAUUUUAUUUCAAAGCUACCACGUUCUGCCUUUCCACGUCGUCUGUAACUCGUUUUUAGGGUGAAUUGGAUCACAAAAAUGAGGCCAUAUCCUGAGCUUGUGUAAAUUGCUCUGAAUGAGCAGAGUAGCUGGCCCAAAGAUCAAACAGAACACAGAUCCUAUGAGCUCAAUGUAGGCCCCAUAACAAGUUUAAGAGACAAGCAGCUAUUCAUUCACCUGCACAAAAAAGCAUGGAAGUUGGGUCUAUGUACCCACAGAUCUGGGCCUCUCAAGUUCCCUAUAAAGGUUUUUUUUGGAGGAGGAAGAAAAAAACUGCCGGAGAAACAAGGCAGCUACUUUCCCAAGCACGAUUCCAGUGCCUAAAGAAGGGGAAGAGGGAAGGAUAGCCCUGCAUAUGAUGGGAAGCAACGGGUCUGCGGCAUAACUGCUUGCCCUUCAUAGGUAUAGGAAUAAGCGGCCUUAAUUCGGCCCAUUAUAUCUGACUGCAGUGUGGGUAUCCACCAGAAUAUUGGUGUUCUUUCCUCCUUUUUAGUUCCCUAUUUCUUUCUCUUUUUCCGCCCCCACCCCCUUUUUUUUUUUUCUUUGAUAGCUGGUAACGUUCACUCCCACUUGAUAAAAUUAUGGCUACAUCAGACAACAGCUGCUUCUGCGAAUCGUUAAUACAGCACUGGAAAAGGUGGUUUUCUCUGUUUUGAGAUAACAUUGGGACUAUGUCUUCCUUUGUGUUUGUAUGAUUUGUGAGGGGAGGUGAUUUCUGUUAUUGGACCAACUUGAAUAGUUGUGGGAGAGAGGAAACAGGCUCUGGGGCCGUUGUACCAGUGUUGUGUUGUUUAUAUACCACCAGUGCAGCAAGACCCUUGCGUGCUCUUCUAAUUUAUACAACGAUGUUGAUAAUGUCUUGUGAACAGGUGCCCCCACAUUAACAAAACUCACAUGCCCUGAUCUGGGCUGAAGUACGUUGUCAGGGAAGUAUGGAAGAAGUUAUACCUAUUACAUAACUAAACCGAGGACAUGGGUUUCCAGUGCUGUCAAUGUGAAACCUUUCACUACUAGUCAAUCCACCUACAGUUUUAAAAUAAUAAUAAUAAUGAAUGCCAGGAGAGCAAGGUUAAAAGCACCUUCCUUGCUUUUGUGUGUCAGAAGAAAAGCAGUCUCCUUUGGAACUAAUAAAUAAUGCCCUUUAUGCAAUGCCGUGGGAAGAUAACUUUCCCCUCUAGCUUCAAAAGGAAAAUCUCUGUCAAAAAAAUUAGUCUGAAAAAUUUACAACUGGAUUCCCGCAAGAAGCUGCAGCUUCCACACUCAUAACCCCACUGUCCUCAGCAGUAAUACGAAUCCAAGCAUCUGUAUUUAGGUCUGGUUACUGUAGAGUACUGUCAAAUGUGUUUUAAUAAAGAGCCAUACACUGGCACACUCCUUAACAGAUUGCAACCUGUUUCCUAAAUUGUUUGGUUACAUUUUGUUCUUAAUGGGUGCGUUUACAGAUACUUCUUUUAAGUGGAAUUAGCCUAAAAUUGCCAUUUUUAAGGUGCAUUAGGGGUGAAUGCACCUUAAAAAUGGUGAUGUUAGGCUAAUCCCGCCUGAAUUUGAUACCUGCAUAAAGCAAGUAUCAAAUUUAGUUGCAACUAGCUUAGUCGCAUUAGCCCACGUUUAGACAAUGCUCAUUAACACAUCUACGUGUGGGCUAAUGCAACUUAGCUAUUCACACCUAAAUUUAACAUGCCUUCAUGUGCAUUAGCGCGUCCACGUGUAGACAUGCACCUAAAUCCCCUUAAUGCAUCUUAAGCAAAGGCAUAUUAAGUUUAGGCGUGUAUAAAUACACAUGUAGACAUGCCCACUGUGUACUUGGAGUCAAGAGUGAUGAGAUCUGCUACCAAUUUGCCAUUGAUUUCCUUUGGCGAUGCCUGUAUCAGGAAGCAUAAGUUUCCCUUGUAGACAUGGCAUUUGGGCAAGACGAUCUCUGUAUACCUAGUAUGUUUGGGGUUUUUUUCAAAUGGAGGGAUGACAUGCAGCCAUAUUUAUAAAGCACUUUGAGGUCUUUGGUCAAAAAAUAUCCCUAUGACUUGGUUAUGCUUAUUAUUUGAACAAAUGAGGCCUGAUCUAGCAGCUCUUAUUUUUGUGACUUCACUGAGACGACUUGUGUAAAUAAGGGCUUGUGAUUUAUUUGAAUUCCUUUGAGAUGCUAUGAUUGUGUGAAUUUGGCUUUGGGAGGCCCAGCUGGGGACACCAGCAAUGUAGACUUUAAAGUGUUCACGUCCUUGUUUCAGAGCUGCAAUCAUAUACGCUCCUCCUCUUUUUAUAUUGACAGCAAAUAGGUGUGGGGCAGACAUACCAGAAUAACAUUCACCAGUUAAACCUCAACAUCUUUCUCCUUGCCUGUUCAACAGAUUUUCCACUAGCAAAUAAAUUCCUAGGUACCGAGUAACUUAAAUGCUGUGUUAAAUCAGAAUGACAUGUGUUUGACAAACAUUGGGCUUAAGCACUGGCCCAUUUUUGAAAGCUAAAGAGAUAACCACAUUUCUAAGAUCAAAGGACUCCAAAAGGGAUCCCCAAGUCUUCUGAAAAUCAAAUGAUCUUCACCACCAGAGAUGAAGAAACAUUUCAGAUAGUGCCUGGAUGACAAAUGUAUUUUUCUUUCCUGUCACCCGACAGAUGUUCGGUAUGUUUAUUCACCAGUCUGUACGAGUUAUGUUGUAUGUGCUGAGUGCAAUCUCCUUUGAUUGCCUUUCUUUUAAAUAUUGGACACUCUUCUCAAAGACUUAACUUUUUAGCCUUUUGAAGGUGGAGGAUGUAAAAACUUCAUUUUGCGUUUCCAAGCAAUGUAGAUAGAUCUAAAGAUUUCAUGAACCAUCUUGUAUUUGCCCAUAUCUGACUAAUGAUUAAAUUGUAAAAUUGCAGAAUUUCAUAUUAGGACUAGUCUUUGACCAGCUUUAAAAACUCAAAUUCAUAUUUGGUAUAAAUACACACACAAUAUCCUUCCGAUUAAAUUUCAAAAAGCGUAUCCUGGAGUAAAUGUUUUUAAGCACUUCUAAUACUGUAGUCUCUGUAAGAGGAACAGACACUUCUAAAGAAAUGUUAAAGCUGUCUCUUAUAAUUCAGUUGACAAACCAUUUUUGUAAUAAAUUAAAGCAAAUGUUCUCAAUUAGAAGAGCUAGUGGCUGUUGGUAUUGUACAAAAAAUCAUUCUAGUAUCCAAAGGGUUACUUGGUUUGUUUGUUUUUAUUUUCAGGGAGAUUUUUUAACAUUGUUUAAUGAAACUAGUUUCAUUUUGAGGUUGUUUCUGAAGAUAAUGGCUUCUGUGUUCUAUGGCUGCUUGAAUUAUUUGUACAUAAUGUCUAAUAAUGUCACAGUGCUGCUGUAUCUAGAUCAAACCACUGUUUUGUUUUGUUUUUUGGUUUUGUUUUGGGUUUUUUUGUUUUUGGUUUGUUUUUUUUUUAGAAAAAUAAAUUCCUUAAUUUAAAUACAUAAAAACUUCUUACUCAGCUUUA
Molecule: messenger RNA, 10053 nt
Organism: Alligator mississippiensis (American alligator)
Lineage: Eukaryota; Metazoa; Chordata; Crocodylia; Alligatoridae
Gene: GRK5
Product: G protein-coupled receptor kinase 5
Exons: 16
Coding region: 234-2006 (590 amino acids)
Biological process (GO): regulation of signal transduction; signal transduction; protein phosphorylation
Cellular component (GO): cytoplasm
Molecular function (GO): ATP binding; G protein-coupled receptor kinase activity
Source: RefSeq, a predicted model, not a curated record